Patiria miniata (bat star) is the source of this 495-nucleotide messenger RNA. RefSeq names its product hepatic lectin-like. NCBI's taxonomy places the organism in Eukaryota, Metazoa, Echinodermata, Asteroidea, Valvatida, Asterinidae. The transcript has a single exon. The coding region runs from base 1 to 495 and encodes 164 amino acids. The record is from RefSeq and is a predicted model, not a curated record.
AUGGCUGCAAUGACAUUUGUCUGGUUGUCAGUCUUGCUGGUUUGCGUCCAUGCCAAGUGCAAAUGGCAGUUUGGUAAUUCUUGCUAUCAGCUGCUGACACAAACAAUGACGUUUGAUGAGGCAUUGCAGGCCUGCUCUGCCAUGGGUGCUGGCUUGGUGGUGCCCGACUCCCACAGUGAGAAUCAGUUCAUAUGGGAAAAGUUUGCAAGCAAUCUCACGACUGAUGGCAAAGUCUGGAUCGGCUGCACUGACAAGCACACAGAAGGCAGGUGGAUGUACGCUGGUGACGCAGGCAAGGAGUGCACAUUUUACUGCUGGGCACCAGGAGAGCCAAACAUACUGGAACUGGAAGAACACUGCGCACAAAUGUGGCAUUUCCAUGCUGGCAAGUGGGUUGACUUUACAUGUUCUGCAUUUGCAACUGUGAUCUGUGAGUAUUACAGCAGCUUAGAGGUGACCUGCCGUCAGGCUGACGCAGACGGCCGUUUUGCUUGA